Messenger RNA from Phanerochaete carnosa HHB-10118-sp, 525 nucleotides. RefSeq lists its product as uncharacterized. The annotation marks the transcript as partial. The transcript has a single exon. Lineage: Eukaryota; Fungi; Basidiomycota; Agaricomycetes; Polyporales; Phanerochaetaceae. The record is from RefSeq and is a predicted model, not a curated record.
GUCGACCUGACAUCUGUCAAGGCUGGUCUAUUCUCGGUCAUCCUCACUGCCUUCGUCGCCCAGACUUAUCAGAUGCUCCGGCCAUCGAGCGCCGACCUGACGAACCAACUCCUUGCCACGAACAAGCAGAUACUUGCUCAAAGUAAACAAAUUCUCAUCCAAGUCUUCUCUGCCGCCCUCACCGGAUCCUCGUUUUCCCCGCCCCAGCUUGCGUCUCCUGAGGAUCCGCCACCGUUCCAAUCAUCGGCUCCAGCGCGGUGGAUCAACACUCUCCUCCUUAUCAGCUUCGUUCUCAGCCUCGCCGCCGCCCUGCUCGGCAUUAUCGUCAAGCAGUGGAUGCGCGAGUACAUGCCAUGGAACUCACCUUUCGCAGCCCCGCGAGAGAACAUCAUGGUGCGCCAGUUCCGUUUUGAGGCAUGGGAGACGUGGAAUGUCUUCGCAAUCGCCUCGACAGUGCCAGCGUUGCUCGAGGUCGCGAUGGCUCUCUUCCUUGCCGGCAUGAUCACCCUCCUCUGGACCAUGAAC